AGUAAAAUCAAAAUCAAUAAUGUGUGUAUAAAGUGAGAGAAGCAUUUAGGUGGGGUAUGGUUAGUUUAACAAGCUCAUAAAUCCCCUUUGUUUCUGCGUUUUGUAAUCUCUAUGAUUUUGAGAUUUGGGCUAUGAAAAAAAAAUAAAAAUUAAUGAGGGCUGCAAACCAAUAUUUCCAAUCGUUCGAAUCGGGUUGUUAAUUGGUCUGAAACGGUUCGGGGUUGAACAUCAUCCGAUCCAGAUGAGGCUAGCGGGUUGGCGACCCGAUCCGGAAACUGGUUCAAGUCCAAGUCCAAGUCAAAGUGGAAGUCCAGGAACGCAGUGCAUCGCAAUUCUACAUUAGUAAAGUUUGGUGCGUACUGCGUGCGUUGGUUGCAGGAGUCCACACGUUCCCCAAUCUCCACACGGUUCAAGUGGAACAAAGCACCACGACUCCUCCCCCUCCUUCUCCCACAGUAAACGGUCCACCCGCUCUGACUGUUCCUCCCUGCAGUUGCAUCCACGCCUCUCAUUCUCUCUCUCUCGCUCUCGAUAGCUUCGCCUUUUCUCCAUUCUGGUGUGUCAGACAUCAGACCUCCUCGCUUUUCCUUCCCUCCAAGCAACCCUAGCUUUUCCAUCCCUUCGUUCACGCCAUAGCACCAUCUUCCAAGCUGUCUCUCUCCUUCGUCUUCUUCUUAUUCAUGCGUUCAAGGGCUGUACUGGACCCGAUCGAAUCUAUCCCGGUUUUAGCCCGGGAGGUGUGAAUUAAUCAGAAGCCGAGCACAAAUGCAUCCCCCCGCCGCCGACGCGCCGCCAUCAUCGCCGCUGAAAGCACUUGAGCUCAUCAACCACCUUCUCUCUCUUCUCCUCCUCGCCUCCCUCUCCGUCAAGUCGUUCGUCGGGCGGUGGCAGCUUCUCCGGUCCAAACUCUCCGAGCUCAAGUCUUCGGUUGCCGAAAUCUCCGACUCUCCGCACUGGUCUGAAAACCCCCUUAUCCAAACCCUCUUCCCAAAUAUUCUCUCCACUCUCUGCCGGCUCAAAGCCCUCUCCGAGCACUGCUCAGAUUCCUCUUAUAAUGGCGGCAAGCUCCUCAUGCAGAGCGACCUCGAUAUGGCCUCCACUUCGCUCUCCAAACAGCUUCAGGACAUCGAUCUUUUGCUAAGAUCGGGGGUGUUACUCCACUCCAAUGCGAUUGUUCUGUCUCAGCCUGGUCCGGGUUCGGACAAAGAAGAUUUAGGUUUUUUCAUUCGGGACCUCUUCACCAGAUUACAGAUCGGAGGAAUCGAAUUCAAGAGGAAGGCAUUAGAAGCGCUGCUCCAGCUUCUCCGCGAGGACGAAAAGCGUGCUGGUUUGGUUUCAAAUGAGGGUAAUGUUGCGUAUUUGAUUCAUUUGCUAGAUAUAAACAACGAUCCCUGUAUCCGAGAGCAAGCUGCUCUGGCCAUUUCGAUUCUCGCCACCGCCAGCGAUUCGUCUAGGAAAAGCGUGUUCGAGGAAGGUGGAUUGGGCCUUCUGUUGCGAAUCCUCGAGUCUGGAUCCUCCGGCCUCAAGGAGAAAGCGGCGGUCGCCAUCGAAGCCAUCACCGCCGAUCCCGAAAACGUAUGGGCCGUUUCAGCGUACGGAGGCGUCUUGAUACUUAUCGAAGCAUGCAGAUCCGGAUCACUGGCAACGCAAGCACACGCCGCCGGCGCGAUCAAGAACAUCGCCGUGGUGGAAGAUAUCAGUUUCGCAUUGGCGGAGGAAGGGGCCGUCCCAGUUCUACUCCACAUACUGGUAUCGGGCACCACCGCUGCUCAGGAAAAAGCGGCAAAUUGUGUCGCAAUGCUCGUCUCCUAUAGCGAGUAUUUCCGAGCAUUAGUGCUUCAAGAAAGGGGUUUACACAAGCUGUUGCUGUUGUUUCAAGAGUCUUCAAAUUCAGAUACAGUAGAACAUGUUCUUCGAGCAAUCACAUCCCUUUCGGCUUCAGAUUCCACCAACAGAACCCUAUCUUCUUCGACGGCGUUCAUUGUGCAGCUCGCCGAAGUGAUAAAGAACGGAAAUAUAGUCUUACAGCAAAUUUCCGCCUCUCUCCUGGCUCAUCUAUCGAUCAGCGAUGGAAACAAAAGAGCAAUUGCGGGGUGUAUGGGAUCACUGGUGAAGCUAAUGGAGUUACCGAAGCCGGUAGGGUUGCAAGAGGCUGCGGCGGAAGCUCUGGUAUCGCUAUUAACAGUCCGAUCAAAUCGGAAGGAGUUUGUAAGAGAGGAGAAGAGCGUGAUGAAAUUGGUUCAGAUGCUAGACCCUAAGAAGGAAGAGGCGUGCAAGAAGUUCCCCGUCGCAGUAGUGGGCGGGAUACUCGCCAGAGGAAGUCCUGGGUGCCGGAAGAGGCUAUUAGCCGCCGGAGCUCAACCGCAUAUACAGAGACUGGCGGAAAUGGACGUGGCGGGAGCGAAGAAGGCGUCGCAGAGACUGGCCGGAAACAGGCUGAAGAGUAUGUUCAGCAGGACAUGGAGGGAAUAAUGAGGAAAGUAACUAACCCCCGCCAACAAGAGGAGUCCAAUUGGAUAUAUAUUCUAACAGAGGAAAGAUGACGGAAGAGUCGGGACAACCGACCAACCAGCGAAAGAGGCACAUACCUGGUAUACUUUUUAUUUUCACUUUUUGAUUUAUAUAUAUAUAUAUAUAUAUAUAAUCUAGUAAGUAGUAGUAGCAGUAGGUAGAGGUAGUGUUAUAUGACCAAAGCAUGGAUGCGGUUUUUUAGGGAGUGUCCUGGUUUAUCUUUUUUUUUUUUUAAUCAUCAAUUGAUGUGUUGGAGGUGAGGUCUAAGAGUUGGAUGAAGUUUGUGUUGAUUUUUCUUAUUUAUUUGUAUAUCCCUCUCAGGAGUAAAACCUGGAAGAGUGUAAUUUUGUUUUUGGUACAAA
Malania oleifera is the source of this 2873-nucleotide messenger RNA. Its product is annotated as protein CELLULOSE SYNTHASE INTERACTIVE 1. The transcript is spliced from 2 exons. NCBI's taxonomy places the organism in Eukaryota, Viridiplantae, Streptophyta, Magnoliopsida, Santalales, Ximeniaceae. Gene Ontology annotation, molecular function: protein binding. Bases 766 to 2472 code for a protein of 568 amino acids. The record is from RefSeq and is a predicted model, not a curated record.